Molecule: messenger RNA, 891 nt
Organism: Miscanthus lutarioriparius
Lineage: Eukaryota; Viridiplantae; Streptophyta; Magnoliopsida; Poales; Poaceae
Source: the annotation of a GenBank genome assembly
AUGGAGGAGAGAAUUCCCCAGCCAAGAGAGUCCCAAGGACCCACCGUCGCCGAACCGGCGCAGACGACCGGCACGCCCUGCGACGACGGCGACGCUCUAGCUCCCGUCGUCCAGCUGCUUUCGUCCUCGGGCGAGGAGUCGUCGGACGACGACGAGGGGGAGCUCGAGUUCGAGUUCCCGUUCGUCAGCAGAGAUUCCCCCGCGGGCACGGCCGCCCCGGCCGACGAGCUCUUCGCCGACGGCCGGAUCAGGACCUUCUACCCGGUGUUCGGCCGUGGCAGCGGCUGCACGGCGCUGCCGGCUGCUCCGGAGGUGCAGCCGCGGGUGAGGGGCCAGCUGGGGCAGUUGUUCCUGGAGGAGACCCGGGAGCGCAACUCCUCCACCAGCUCCACGGCGUCCACGUCGUCGUCGUCAGGGGCCGCCACGGACGAUGACGGCCUGGAGGGCGUGGCGCCGGAGAGCUACUGCGUGUGGCGUCCUGGCUCAUCCGCGUCGGCGUCGCCCUCCCCGCCGCCCAGGAAGAGCGGGUCGACGGGGUCCAUGGCGCGGUGGCGCCGCAUCAGCGGCCUCGUGGUGGGCCGCAGCCACAGCGACGGCAGGGAGAAGUUCCUCUUCGUCGCCUCCGCGCCGCCGCACGACGCGCUCAGGAGGCACAAGAAGCCUGCCACUGCCCCGGCGGCCGGCGCCUGCAGGAAGCCUCCCCCGCCCGUCGCCGCCCCCGCCACAGAGGCCGACGCCGCCGCGCACCGGAUAGCGUACCUCGCCAGGGGCGGCGUCCCCGUCCCACCAGGCGGCACGCCGCGGCGCACGUUCCUGCCGUACCGGGAGGAGCUCGUGGGCUUCUUCGCCAACGUGAACGGCAUCAGCCGGAGCCACCACCAUCCGUUCUAA